UCUUUCUAUAUGAUGAACAUGGAUGAUGUUGAUAAAGUUGAUGAUGUGAUGUUGCCUGGUUUUCGUUUCCACCCAACAGAUGAAGAGCUUGUCGGAUUUUACCUAAAGAAGAAGAUUCAGGAGAAACCAUUGCCCAUUGAGCUCAUUAAACAAGUCGACAUUUAUAAAUAUGAACCCUGGGACCUUCCAAGGCUAGCUGCAUCAGGGGAUAAAGAGUGGUAUUUCUACUGUCCAAGGGACCGAAAAUACCGGAAUAGUGCAAGGCCUAACAGAGUCACAGGAGCCGGGUUUUGGAAGGCGACCGGAACAGAUAGGCCUAUAUACUCAUCUGAUGGCACAAGAUGUAUUGGCUUGAAGAAGUCCCUUGUGUUCUACAGAGGCCGAGCUGCCAAAGGGAUGAAAACCGAUUGGAUGAUGCACGAAUUUCGGCUUCCUUCGAUGUCGGACUCAACGUCGCCAUCGAAGAAGCUCUUGGACAAAACAUUUCCUGCAAAUGACGCAUGGGCCAUUUGUAGGAUAUUUAGAAAGACCAGUCCCAUGGCUCAAAGAGCUCUUUCCCACCCUUGGAUAUCCUCAUUGCCAGAGAUUGUACCAUCUGAUAUACUCCACCAUGGUCGGUUCGGUUUGGAAAACAUUUCUUGCACUACUGAAAUAGGAUCAACCAUGCAGUUAGGCAGCAACGGUGAACUGCAACAAGGCUGCACUGCCGGUUUUUCGGCUCUAGAUAUUCCCACGUAUAAACCAUUCCAUCAGACAGUUUACAGGCCAUCUCCAUUUCCUGUGUCCAAUGGAGAACUUCAUAACAACUUGAUGUUUUCUCAGCUUGACAACAUGUCUGGAUCAUCCAACAAGUGCAUUGUUGAUGCCUCUUCUGUACUGUUGAACCCACCAAUGAUUGCCAAUGUUAGCAAGGGCUCAGUGAGUAACAAUUUCGGAGGUAAACAACAGGAAUACAGUGGCUUCUCGAUCGGCUUGCUCCAAGAUAUGCAAGGUAAUGGAGGUGUAGUGGAGAGCAAGGAAGGAACGACGAAGAACUCAGAUUCAGUCCUGGAUUAUAACCAUUUACCGAUGAGCUUUCCUUUUAGAUUGUCUCCAAAUGUGACGGAUUCAUUGGAUUCACCGCAAUGCCCUAGUGAAAUGUCCACCACUUAUUCAACUGAUAACUGCUACACUUAA
Hibiscus syriacus is the source of this 1176-nucleotide messenger RNA. Its product is annotated as putative NAC domain-containing protein 94. NCBI's taxonomy places the organism in Eukaryota, Viridiplantae, Streptophyta, Magnoliopsida, Malvales, Malvaceae. The record is from RefSeq and is a predicted model, not a curated record. Gene Ontology annotation, biological process: regulation of DNA-templated transcription. The transcript has 3 exons. Gene Ontology annotation, molecular function: DNA binding. Bases 10 to 1176 code for a protein of 388 amino acids.